AUGUCAUCCAAUAGCCCUACAGGUGGCGGCGGAUGCCCUCCAAUCACUCCCCCAAAAGAUUCGGAUAGGAGGACCCAAAAUUCUAUUCAUUCUUUUUCUUCAUUUGGUGUUCAACGGCCUUCCUUUGAGACCCCCACCAUUUCAUCGGAUCAUCGGUUCUCUGGUUCCAAUUCUGCUGGUGUUAAUUAUGCCCCUCGUGAGUCCAUGGAAAAUUCAUCCAUGUUGAGAAAUGAACCUAAUGAUCUAGACUUGGAUCUAGCUCUAGGUGGGUUGAGUCUGGAUUUUGAUAUUUUGCCCAACAAGAACCAGUCCAACUUUUUGGCCAAUUCUAAUAACCGCCAUUCGUCGUUGACCCCAAACUCUUCUAAUUGGUCCAUUGAUAAUCCUUCCAUGGCUUCGGCAACUCCAAGGCUAAGUAUUCUCCAACAUGGACUUCAUCUUGAUGGAUUAAAUCAAAUCAAGCCCUUCGAACUACCUGGUAAGGAACUUUCUGGAACUGAACCUAGGGUCUCUGGCUCCGGCUCUUUCGGCCCUGCUUUGGUCCAAAGCUCUCCCUCCACUGUUAAUUCCCCAGUUAAUGAUCCUUCUACCCAAUCAUUGGUCGAUAAAGAAAACUUGACUUCUGCUACUCCCAAUGGAUACGAAAAUCAGCUUCCCCUAGGCUUCAGCAACAUGGGUAGCGGCUACCCUCAUCCAAUGUCCCAUGGUAUGGAGAUGAACUUGGACAUGAACAUGAAUGUCGGAUUUAAUAACGGCAUGCCUAUGAUGGUGCACUCGCAAGGUAUUUGGCCUCCCCACUCUGAAACUGGUCUUGAAGAUGAAUUUGCAAACCACAGGCUGCAAACUUUUCCCCACAAGUCCAGAAAUGGACAAGGUAAUCGCAAUCCUGGAGCUCAUCAUCCAUCUCAGCAACAUUUAGGUGGAAGUGGUGGGCAUGGUCAGUCUGCUUUGAACAAUUCUAGCAUUGGAAGGUUGAACAAUGGAAUGAAUACUCACCGCAAGAACAUGAGGAAAAGAGGUGAGGAUCCUUCCAAAUUUGCUGAUGCCAAACUUGAGGACUUUCAAGGUGAGAUUUACUCUCUUUGCAAAGACCAGCAUGGGUGUAGAUUUUUGCAGAAGCAGUUGGACAUUGGUGGCAAGAAUGCCGCCACUAUGAUUUUUAACGAAACCUAUCUUUCCGUAAUCGAGUUGAUGUCUGAUCCGUUUGGAAAUUAUCUGAUUCAGAAGCUUUUGGAUAAGGUUAGCGUUGAUCAGAGAAUUACUCUCGUUAAAAAUGCUUCUUCAAAGUUUGUUAGAAUUGCGUUGGAUCCACAUGGAACUCGUGCCCUCCAGAAGUUGGUUGAAUGCAUUGAUACCGAAGAGGAGUCGGAGAUAAUCAUUGAUGCUCUCUCAUCUCAUGUGGUUUCUUUGAGCAGAGAUUUGAACGGUAACCACGUCGUUCAAAAAUGUCUUCAAAAGCUAAGUAGCAAGGAUUGUCAGUUCAUUUUUGAUGCUACUUGUGACCAUUGUGUCGAGAUUGCAACCCAUAGGCAUGGAUGUUGUGUUUUACAAAGAUGUUUGGACCAUGGGUCAAAAGAACAAUGCUAUGCGUUGAGUUUGGAAGUCAGUAGAAACUGUAUUCCUCUUUCUUUUGAUCCUUUUGGUAACUAUGUUGUCCAGUAUGUUUUGUCUCAAAAUGAGAUGAUCAAGAACAUAAAUGACAGUAAACCUGUGGCCAAUAUCGUUGCUGCUAUCAAAGAUAGCAUUAUUACAUUAUCUCUCCAUAAAUUUGGAUCGAACGUCAUCGAAAAGUGCUUGAAGAUUCCCCGCGUAAGCAAGCUAGUCAUUGACCAGUUACUGGAGACUCAUGCUACCAAAAUAUCAGAGUUGUUAAAUGAUCCUUAUGGAAAUUAUGUGCUUCAGACAGCUUUGGACGUUUCUACACCUGAAGAAUUUGAGAGAUUAUCGGAACUGUUGAAGCCUUUAUUACCCACUGUACGCAAUACUCCUCAUGGUAAACGUAUAAUGGCAAGGAUACAAGUAAACGGAGUACCUCCAAGUAACAACCAGUUUCCUGUGAUGGCUCAACAGUUUCACCACGGCCCUAGGCAACCAAUGCUGCCACAACAGCAACAACAAUCACAUCUAGCUCAGAGGGGUAACGCUGUUUACCCGAAACCAUGA
Molecule: messenger RNA, 2163 nt
Organism: Komagataella phaffii GS115
Lineage: Eukaryota; Fungi; Ascomycota; Pichiomycetes; Pichiales; Pichiaceae
Product: Member of the PUF protein family
Exons: 1
Coding region: 1-2163 (720 amino acids)
Biological process (GO): post-transcriptional regulation of gene expression
Cellular component (GO): cytoplasm
Molecular function (GO): mRNA binding
Source: RefSeq, a predicted model, not a curated record